This is a messenger RNA of Spizellomyces punctatus DAOM BR117, 306 nucleotides long. RefSeq lists its product as uncharacterized. The coding region runs from base 1 to 306 and encodes 101 amino acids. NCBI's taxonomy places the organism in Eukaryota, Fungi, Chytridiomycota, Chytridiomycetes, Spizellomycetales, Spizellomycetaceae. The transcript is spliced from 3 exons. The record is from RefSeq and is a predicted model, not a curated record.
AUGGCUCAUCCUCCGCCCCUUCCGACAGCACCUCAACAGCCUGCUCACCCUUUUGAUUUCCAUAACAUGCCAGUUCAGGAAGCGUACAGACAUUUGAACGCCUACCAACGUAGCAUGACGCCCGAGCAGCUCAUGGCCGCCAAAAUGGAGAUUAUGCGGCCGUACCGUAAGAGGAAUAUGAUAGUGGGAGGAAUUCUUUUGGGAGGAACGCUGGCUAUAUUUGGUUAUUCAAUGUACAAGACGGGCCGUGACGAUUUUGAUAACAUUCCAAUGCCUCCACCAUCCUCUGCCGACAAGUCCGCAUGA